AUCAUUCGACUUCAAGUGGUACCUCCUCGUUUAAGCCCAGCCGAUCACUGGUUUCUAUUCCCACUGCCCAUGUGAUGCCGUCUAAUGCCAGCUCUUCACUUUCCAAACACCGGGAAGCUUUCAAGUCUGAUGGCUCAAAAUGGAGUACAAGCUUUGUACGGUCAGGAGGAGGCAGAAAUCAGGGCGCCCUGGACAAUUCUCUUGACAUGAAAGAUGCAAGACCUGUAAGAAAAUGGUCCUCCUUGUCUAAACUCAGCUCACCAAAUACCUGCAGCCAAGAUGGCAGUAGUCAUUCAGUGGAUUCCAGGGCUAGUACAGACAAAGCUGUGUCACCACAAUUAAGGACAAAUGGGCCAAGUUGUUUGCAUGAUAGCAUGGAGUUGCUAAAAAUUGAGGACAAAGAAAUGGGGAAAAAACGAUCUUCUCUACUUGACUGCAAAUACAAAUUUGAAACAUGCAGCAAAGACGAUUUUGUCUCAGAUUCCUCGAGUAGGAGACAUGCCUUAGACUUGACCUACAGUGCCUUACCUGAAAGCAAACCUACGGCAGCCAGUUGUGAAGCUUUCGGACAGAGAUACGCGACUCUGGGACAACAGGCUGUGAGUGGAGCUCCCAUACAGCCAGCCGUGAGGACUCAGAUGUGGCUUAAAGAACAGUUACGUGCAAAUCCCCUGGACUGCAGGACUGCUGAGGAGCCCUACGGCGUAGCUGCGUGGCAUGUGCAGCCGCUUGAAGAUUUUCGAACAGGAGGUGAACAGCCUGUGCAGGUUUUGAGAUUGUAA
Molecule: messenger RNA, 782 nt
Organism: Leptosomus discolor (cuckoo roller)
Lineage: Eukaryota; Metazoa; Chordata; Aves; Leptosomiformes; Leptosomidae
Source: RefSeq, a predicted model, not a curated record